AUCCCUACUGUUGAGUCCAGCACUGCCCUGGUUCCCAGAGCCUCCAGACUCAAGCCCUAGACCAUGCUCUAGGUAGAAGUCACUUCAGUUCCUAGCUGCUUCAGCCUCAUGUGAGUGUCUCAAGAAUAUUACUGGUCCCCAAGCUUAUCCGGGAAAAUUGUGAGAAGGACUUGGAUUCCCUUGCCUACCCCCUACACCCAGGGCCAGGUGCCCCUUGGGCCUAGAGACAUACAUGCAAGUACUGCAUCCACUAUGUCCUAUGAAAAGAAGCCCAGGAGACAGCAAGCCUUCCAUGUUUACUGAACUCUUCCAGCCUGGCUUAUUUCCAACAUGAGGUGGUGGACCUGGCCCAGGGCCCGCACAAGGACAGCAAUGGGAUGCCCUCCCCUGUUUUCCAGGAUGGAUUCACUGCAGAGGCAGGACCUGAGGAGGCCCAAGAUCCAUGGGGCGACCCGAGUUAGCACCCAGAACCUCGUCCCCUACCAGACACCCACCUUGGCCUACCUGCAGCGCCUGCUGUGGAUUCGAAGGGCCUCUUCCAUGAGCCACAUCAAUGAGGUCUGGCCCAACCUCUACCUGGGAGACGCAUAUGCAGCACGGGAUAAGACGAAGCUGUGCCAGCUGGGCAUCACUCAUGUCGUGAAUGUGGCUGCCGGCAGGUUCCAUGUCGACACAGGUGCCAAAUUCUACCGAGGGUUGCCUAUGGAAUAUUACGGGAUUGAAGCUGAUGACAAUCCCUUCUUUGACCUCAGCAUUUACUUCCUGCCUGCAGCCAGAUACAUAAGAACUGCUCUUAGCAAUCAAGGCCGCGUGUUUGUACACUGUGCCAUGGGGGUCAGCCGGUCUGCCACACUUGUCCUGGCAUUCCUCAUGAUCUGUGAAAAUAUGACGCUGGUGGAGGCCAUUGAGACGGUGCAGGCCCACCGAGACAUUUGCCCCAACUCGGGUUUCCUCAGGCAGCUCCAGGUCCUGGACUGUCGGCUAAGGCGGGAGACAGGGAGGCUCUGACUGGGCAGGUUGCGGGGAACAGAGACCCCUUAGGGGCCUCCCCUUCCCACCUGCCUUGUAGAAGACUGGCAGCCCCCACUGUUUACAAAUGGACCUGAGAUGUAAAUAUCAAGUGCUGGGGCAUCAGGAGGGCAGGGGCGGAAAGGUUGAGAGUUGAUGUUUAACAGGUGAAUUUGCUCAACUUGUUUAACAAAAAAAAAGAUUCUUUAUGCAUAGAAAAGUUGGUCUCAAUCCAUAAUAAAGAAUUAAUUCA
Messenger RNA from Phascolarctos cinereus (koala), 1261 nucleotides. Lineage: Eukaryota; Metazoa; Chordata; Mammalia; Diprotodontia; Phascolarctidae. The record is from RefSeq and is a predicted model, not a curated record.